This is a messenger RNA of Phragmites australis (common reed), 1343 nucleotides long. RefSeq names its product glucosidase 2 subunit beta-like. The transcript is spliced from 5 exons. Lineage: Eukaryota; Viridiplantae; Streptophyta; Magnoliopsida; Poales; Poaceae. Bases 66 to 776 code for a protein of 236 amino acids. Gene Ontology annotation, biological process: N-glycan processing. Gene Ontology annotation, cellular component: glucosidase II complex. The record is from RefSeq and is a predicted model, not a curated record.
AGUUGGCCCUGGCCUGAACUCAUUGUGAUCCGGACCGACGACACGAGGUCCGCUUCGAACGGCAGAUGAGGGCCCCACCACCAAGUCGUCGCCUCGUCUCCUCGGCUCCCGCCACUCUCCUCCUCCUCUCCCGCCUCCUCCUCGCCGGUGCCAGCGACGGCGCGCCACCGCUCGUCGGCGUUUCUCCCCAAAGUGAACUGGGCACCUCCCUAUGCUCUCCCACCGCACCGUCGUUUUUCUCUCUUCCUCACCGAGUCGUUUCUGCAGAUGAGGCGUACUUCACGCCGCAGGUGAUCGCCUGCAGGGACGGCUCGGGCUACUUCCCGAGGAACCGGCUCAACGACGGGUACUGCGACUGCGCCGAUGGAACCGACGAGCCAGGUACUUCGGCUUGUCCAGAAGGCAAGUUUUACUGCAGAAAUAUUGGAGAUACCCCUCGUUUGUUGUUCUCUUCGUUUGUGAAUGAUAAAAUAUGUGAUUGUUGUGAUGGAAGUGACGAGUAUGAAAGUGGCAUCCAUUGUCAGAACACAUGUAGGAAUAGAAAGGAUAUUGCUGAGGCUGAUGAUGGUGGUCGAGAGCUGUCAGUAACACAUUUAGAUGUUGCUAAUGUGUUUACCAGUAAACAUACAAUCGAUAUAGAAGACCUUAUCCAGAAGCUAAGAGGAUUAAAAAUGGCUCUAGUCAUUGAGCUGGGCCUUGUUGUAUGUAUUUUUGCUUUCUGCUUUGCUCGUCGCCGCACUAGAACACACAGGAGACAGUAUGUUUUGAAACGUUAGCUGAGCAGUAGUUGCUUGCAAAGAAAUUGUGCUGUAUUCAGGUUAGCUGAGCAGUAGUUGCUUGCAAAGACUGUAGAUUGAUGCUCAUUUGCAAACAUUUAUGCUUCCGAGGAUGAUGGAGAAUCGGAGAUGGGAUGAAUUGGGAUCUGCUUUUCUCCUUAAACCGCCAGGUGCAUCUGCUGUUCUAAACUUUGAUGGCGAGGACAACUGACUAUGUAUGUGGAGUAUAAACAGAAGGCAACGCGGUGGUGUACUAAACAGGUGUAUGUAAUGCGUUGCCCCAUCCAACUCGUCAGACAAAGAGUUGCUAUUCGAUCAGAACGGUGGUGCAUUGCUUACUGGUAACCGUACAUGUAAUGGUGUCAUUCCAUCAUGCAUAGAGUUGCUAGUCGAUCAGGACGAUGGACUGGACUCGCUGUGCACUACUUGACGUCUGGCUGAACCUGAAACUUGUGUUUGUGCAAUUCCAGAUCUCCUACUGCGAAUUUGAUACAUGUAACUGAAGCUAAAUUGGAAGCAUUGGCUGCACGAGAUGUGUUACAUGAAUACAUGCCUAUGUUGAACUGA